UCUACCGUCUCCAGUUGUGGUGGCUGCGUGUCACUUUGUUACCCCAAACGGUUCCCUGUAAUACAGAAUUUGGAAAUCGUUAGUCUAUAUAUCGUCAUGGCCGAGGAAGUUAUUGGGACCGUGAGGGAAGCCAUCAAAGGUAUAAUUGGGGAUGCGAAUGCAAAAAAUGAGUCGCAAACAAAUGAAAAGAAGCCCUCGACGCCAGAGGGCAUGGCAGUCGCCUAUGGUAGUCUUGUAAUUAUGGCGAUGUUGCCUAUAAUUUUUGGGUCCAUACGUUCCGUCAAGCUGCACAAACUAAAGAAGUCGACGGGCGAAAAGGCGGACACAAUGAGCAAAAAGGACGCUAUGUACUUCCCCCUUAUUGCUUCGGCGGCUCUCUUUGGACUGUACAUGUUCUUCAAGGUGUUCUCAAAGGUGCACAUUAACUUGCUGCUCACCGGCUACUUCUUUGUGUUAGGCGUCAUUGCAUUGGCCCAUCUGUUAAGUCCUAUUAUCAACUCGCUGAUGCCCGCGGCCGUACCAAAGGUGCCCUUCCACAUCCACUUUACGAAGGGCGAGGGCAAGCAGAAGGAGGAUAUCAUAAAUUACAAGUUCUCUACGCACGACAUUGUAUGUUUGGUCAUCUCGUCAGCCAUUGGCGUUUGGUACCUUCUGAAGAAGCACUGGAUAGCCAACAACUUGUUCGGUUUGGCCUUUGCCAUUAAUGGUGUGGAGAUGCUGCAUUUGAACAAUUUCGUGACUGGCGUUAUUCUGUUGAGUGGUCUAUUUUUCUACGAUAUUUUCUGGGUGUUUGGAACAAAUGUCAUGGUGACGGUGGCUAAGAGCUUUGAGGCUCCCAUCAAGCUAGUUUUCCCACAGGAUCUCAUUGAGCAUGGCCUGAGUGCAUCGAACUUUGCCAUGUUGGGUCUCGGCGACAUUGUCAUUCCAGGCAUUUUUAUUGCCCUGCUGCUGCGCUUCGACGAUAGCAAGAAACGUAAGACCCGCAUUUAUUUCUAUUCAACGCUGGCUGCUUACUUCUUGGGUCUGAUGGCGACGAUCUUUGUGAUGCACGUAUUUAAGCAUGCCCAACCUGCGCUCUUGUAUUUGGUACCCGCCUGUAUGGGCACCCCAUUGUUGGUGGCGCUGGUGCGCGGCGAGCUUAAGGUGCUCUUUGCCUAUGAGGACCAUCCCGAGGAAAAGCCUGAGAAGAAGGAGAAAAAGGAAAAAAAGGAGGAAGAGAGCAGCAACAGUGGCAGCAGUAGCACAAACAAAAAGAAGGAAUCUAAGAAAGCAAAGUAAUUCGUUUAGUGUCGCUUCCUAGGCAACACUAGAUAGCAUUCGUUCCGACGCUCCAAAAGAGUUUGCAUGUCUUCUAAGCAAAAUGCAACACGCUCACCACACCAACACCACAUACUUUUAAACCAUUAUUGGGCGCGAUUUGUUAUUUAUCUCCUUUUUUACUUUAUUAACCAACAAUUGUACUUCCUGCGGCAAUUUAUAAAAGACGAUUUGUUAUUCUAUUGAAUUAGAUGUGUUCCUUUGGAAGGCACAACCACCUAAUUGAGUUCGAAUAGGUUAAACUGCAUGAUAGAAUUAACUUACUUUGUCAAAACAAUUGAAACUGAGUCCAAUAUGUAGAAAUUUAUUAAUUUAUGUAAACAACAGUUAUGUACGUACGUAUGUAUAAGCAAGAACAAUUGAAAUAUUCCAAUUUUUGUAUAACAAGUGUAAAAA
Messenger RNA from Scaptodrosophila lebanonensis, 1713 nucleotides. Its product is annotated as minor histocompatibility antigen H13. Gene Ontology annotation, molecular function: aspartic endopeptidase activity, intramembrane cleaving. The coding region runs from base 97 to 1278 and encodes 393 amino acids. Gene Ontology annotation, cellular component: lumenal side of endoplasmic reticulum membrane; membrane; cytoplasmic side of endoplasmic reticulum membrane. NCBI's taxonomy places the organism in Eukaryota, Metazoa, Arthropoda, Insecta, Diptera, Drosophilidae. The transcript is spliced from 3 exons. The record is from RefSeq and is a predicted model, not a curated record. Gene Ontology annotation, biological process: membrane protein proteolysis.